Molecule: messenger RNA, 1925 nt
Organism: Syngnathus acus (greater pipefish)
Lineage: Eukaryota; Metazoa; Chordata; Actinopteri; Syngnathiformes; Syngnathidae
Gene: ei24
Product: EI24 autophagy associated transmembrane protein
Exons: 11
Coding region: 243-1265 (340 amino acids)
Biological process (GO): macroautophagy
Cellular component (GO): endoplasmic reticulum
Source: RefSeq, a predicted model, not a curated record
CAUUUCCCAGAAUCCUUCAGUGUGUUUUUGGAGCUUGCGCAAUGUGUUUUCCCUUGGUCCUUGAUAUUUUUAUUAUUGUUGGUGCUGCCAUAUACAAAGAGAAGAGAAACCAUAAACGGUCGUUUAUCCAAUUUCCUGACGCAUGAGGUUACUGGGUGAUCAUCUUCCUGCCAUGAGAGCUGACCACCAGGUCAAACGUCCCCCUUCCUUCUGCAGUUGAUGGAACUGCAGCUGGCACAGAGAUGACAGACAGUGUCAGGGCGUUCCUCCGCAAUGUUGCGACGGGGAUCAAGGAUUCCAUAUUGGGUAUUGGAACCAUUUCCAAGCUGGAUGCCCGCAUCCAGCAGAAAAGGGAGGAGCAGCGGCGAAGAAGGGCCAGCGGGGCUUUAGCACAGAGAAGGGCUCAGAGUGAGGAGCGGAAACCGGAUAAUGACCCCAAAGUAGCCAGCAGGAUCUUUCAGUGCUGUGCCUGGAAUGGAGGAGUCUUCUGGCUCAGCCUUUUUCUCUUCUACCGAGUGUUCAUCCCACUGCUCCAGACUCUCUCUGCAAAAAUUAUUGGUGACCCCUCGCUCCAUGGCAGUGUCUGGUCAUGGUUAGAGUUCAUCCUAACGUCUGUCUUUAGUGCUCUCUGGGUCCUCCCACUGUUUGUUCUCAGCAAGAUUGUCAAUGCUAUCUGGUUUCAGGAUAUAGCUGACUUAGCCUUCGAAGUGUCCGGCUGCAAAGCGCAGCCAUUCCCCAGCGUGAGCAAGAUCAUUGCCGACAUGCUCUUCAACCUUCUCCUCCAGGCACUCUUCCUCAUUCAGGGUAUGAUUGUGAGCCUGUUUCCCAUUGACGCCAUUGGACAGAUGGUCAGCCUACUGCACAUGUCUCUGCUCUAUUCCCUGUACUGUUUUGAGUAUCGCUGGUUCAACCGCGGCAUCGAGAUGCACCAACGGCUGUCCAAUAUUGAGAGGAACUGGCCCUAUUACUUUGGCUUUGGUUUGCCCAUGGCUUUGUUGACUGCCUUGCCUUCCUCAUAUAUCAUCAGUGGCUGCUUGUUCUCCAUCCUCUUCCCUCUCUUCAUCAUCAGCGCUAAUGAAGCCAAGACGCCAACAAAGCUGUACCAUUUUCAAUUGCGUCUCUUCUCGCUGGUGGUGUUGAUUAGCAACAAGCUUUUCCACAAGACAGUCCACCUGCAGUCCUCCAUGACAUCAUCGACAUCCUCAGAGAGGAUUGCAUCCCCUCACACCUCCCCAGUCCGACAAAGACUUGCGCCCAUUCAGUGAUGAUGAUGCUGCAUGAAGGAACUUUGUUUAAUGUGAAGGAUUUCCUUGAGUUUUACAGCACUGGUUUCACGUUUUUAUCUGAUUCUCGGCCAUUUUACUAAUAGUCGCUCGUCCAUGUACAGUGUGACAUAAAAAUUCCCAGUGCCUCACACUCGAAACACAUAAUUCAUCAAAAAAUUGUUUUUUUCUCAGUCCCCCCCUCACUUUGAUUUUGUAUAAUGUGCCAUUUGAGUUGCUCUCCUUUAAGAAAUAACAGCACAAUAAAUCAGGUAGAGAUUGAAGGACGUAAUUUGCAUUUAAGCAACUGAGGUUGUUUUGUCUAGUUGCAGUUAUGUGUUUGUUUGAGGGUGCAAGUUUCAAAUGUUCCUGUGGCUGUCAGAAAACGAUGUUAAAGUCAGGGGAGUUUUUUUUCUUUUUCCUUCAACAUCUUUUUUUUUUUUUUUAACAUGAAUUGGCAUGAGCUUCAAUAAUCUGGAACUUAAUACAAACAAAAAACAGUGUUACGUGAUUUGCUGAGGACUGGUUCUUGAUUAUCCUCCAAAUUAAAAUGGUCUUCACCCUCUGCAGAGAAAUGUGGUCAUUGUAAACUACAAAAUGACCCAAAAAACUGGUUAUCAUAAAUGUAUUCAGUGAUAAAUCGAUGACGCUGCCAAGCUGCAA